Messenger RNA from Cydia splendana, 5980 nucleotides. It is a transcript of the gene mim, whose product is annotated as protein MTSS 2. Gene Ontology annotation, biological process: plasma membrane organization; cell projection assembly. The transcript has 25 exons. Gene Ontology annotation, cellular component: cytoplasmic side of plasma membrane; actin cytoskeleton. Gene Ontology annotation, molecular function: phospholipid binding; actin binding. Bases 459 to 3509 code for a protein of 1016 amino acids. The record is from RefSeq and is a predicted model, not a curated record. NCBI's taxonomy places the organism in Eukaryota, Metazoa, Arthropoda, Insecta, Lepidoptera, Tortricidae.
GAAUCGUAACAAACCUUCUCCGGCCGAUGUGCUUGUCGCUCCAUUGCGAGGAUACGCGUCUGUUCUAAUUUUGAAUCGUAAUUAGUGUAUGAAAAUAACACGAAAAAAGGACUUUCUUGAAUGAAUAUGCUGUUUAUUAACUUCAAUUAAAUUCAGCGUGAAUAUUCCAUGUGUUUCUAGUGUUACCUGUACUGAAACAGUGUUAUUUUUCCUUCUUGCCAAGACACUGAGGGUAUUCAUGUUUAUAAAAAUAUUGAUUUGUAGCAUAAUCGUUUUCUAACGUUUCUAUUGUGUCUUGAAACGUUAGGUGAAAUGUAGGUAAUCGCUAAGCGUAUGUGCAGCGUGAAAUAAUUAUGAAAAUGCAACAGUUGUCGGGGGAUAGUAAUGGCGCGUUCUCGGAUGUGAUUCGUUAUUGUGUUUGAUCGUGUUUUCUGUGUUUUUGUUGUGUUAUUUUGACAAUGGAGGGAACCACGGAGAAGGAUUGUUCGCCUCUAUGGAGCCUGUACCAGCAGAUCGUGUCGGACAUGAAGAACAGUGCUCCGAUGUGGGAAGACUUCAUAUCAAAGGCGACAAAACUGCACUCGGCGCUAAAGUCUGCGUUGGUUGCAAUAUCUGCGUUUCUGGACGCGUUUCAGAAAAUCGCAGACGCAGCGACGAAUGCUCGAGGAGCAACGAAAGAGAUCGGAACAGCGCUCACCAGGGUUUGCCUCCGCCACAGAGCCAUCGAGACCAGAAUGAAAACGUUUAUCAGUGCUCUAACGGACGCGCUAAUAGUUCCGUUGACAUCGCGCGCAGAAGAAUGGCGACGGGGAUGCGCGACCGGCGCGCUCGGGCGUGAGCACGCGCGCGAAUGCAAGCGUGCGCGCGCCGAGCUGCGCCGGAGGGUGCACGACGCGCAGCGGCACGCGCGCAAGGCACGGCGCGCACCGCCUGAUGCCAAGCGGAGAGCAGAUGUUUCUAUGCAGGAUGUCGCGGAGCGCAAACAGCAGCUGGAGGAGAUGGAGGAGAAAGCGGUAAAGGCGGCGCUAGUCGAGGAGCGCAGCCGCUUCUGUCACUUCGUGGCACUGCUCAACCCCGUCGUGGAGAGUGAAGUGGCAAUGUUAGCGGAGGUAGGGCACCUGCAAGAGGGUAGCGAGCAACUCUUGCGGCACACCACCGAACCGCGCACCUUGCCCGCUGCAAGCUUACAGGUGAUAUGCGACGUUAAGUCGUGCUACAGCGGGUGGGCGGAGGCGGGCUCCUCGCCGCCCGCCAGCCGCCUCGGCAGCCGCAAGUCCUCGCUCACGUCCAUCUCCUCGCUCAACAGCCAGUGCUCGGAGGCACAAGCGUCCGGGUCGACGGUGAGCUGUUCCACGCCGAUUUCGAACGCAUCGUCUGCUGGGACCAUCCCGGCUGCCGCUGAUACGAAUAGCUUGUCACAGUCCGCGCGGCUGACCAGCGUCGGCAGUUCGGACUCUGGUUUCCGCUCGCAGGACGCCCUGCAGCGCCGCUCGCUCUACGUUGAAAAUGGUUCUGAUAAUCAGAGCGUGAGCAGCGAAUGCACGACCCCGGCCAAGAGCACGGUGGACGACGAUCACACUGACGACGGUCGCGACACGUUGGGGAAUACUGCAUCCGUUACGUGGCCGGACCUGAAGGAUACCGCACAGUUCGAACGAGCCGCCUCGGCAAUCAUGGGCGGCAGGCCUCACACCAUUUCAGCCGCGUACGAGCGCGGGCACGGGCGGCCGGCGCUGACGCCGCAGACCUUCGGCGAUGCCGACGGCUCCACCCGCGAGGGCAUCUACGCCCGCCCGCCGCUCCCUACGCGCUGUUCGUCGCUGGAGCGGCCAUCAGUCCCAGCGAAGGCCAACGCGAACACCUCCCAGCAGGACUUCAAGCCCAACAAGCCCUCCUCGCUGCCGCCGCAUCUCACUAAAGAAAUGCCACAAGCACUGUACGUGAACAUGUCGGAGCUAGCCACGCUAGCGGCUUCGCGUGCGCAAGCGCACAACGCAGAACACCCGCAGCAAGAAAAGGUAUGCUCUGAAAGCAGUGCUAGCGAAUCGUCUCUGGAGUCAUCCAGCGGCUACGGAAGCCAAGGCGCGUUCGCGGCCGAGGACCACACCCACCAACACCAGAUACAGCACCCGGAUGACUCUGAGAUAGUGACGCUCCGGCGAGACAGCGACGCGUCAAUCGCCGCUGCUCGCGAGAGCUUCUCGAUCUCGCUCGGCAGCCUCGAGGAGGCCGUGAGAUCGCUCGACGAGACCUGCGAGACGCCGGCGUUCGCGACUAUCGGGAAAAAACCGGCGGUGCCCAAGCGGAGACCCGUUUCUAUGACAGCGACGGUGUGGUCGCGGCGUGGCUCUUCAAGCUCCCUGGGCAAGCCACCGCCGCCCGUGCGGCGGUCUUCGUCCAUCUCCCGUCCGCAGCGACCGGCCUACCCUCAGGGUAACAAUCAAAGCCCGGGGAUGGGGCCUAACGAGGUCGACAACCUACCGCCGCCACCUGCGUUCUUGCUGCAACCCGAUGCCGAGGCUAACUCUGGUAUCAACGUAGCGGAGACAGUAAAACAACUGACCGAACUCAAGCACAUGCCAGCUUCUCCGGGCCUAGUGCGGCGCAGUCUCCAACAACUUCAAACUAAUGCAAAUCAAACCCAAAACUCGAAUCCCUCUCAGAGUCCCACACAGUCCCUAUCCACCUUCCAACAAGCCAAAAGCAAUUUCUCUUCGACCACCAGCCUAAACAGCACUGGAAACCUUAAUCCAAUAUACGGCCAGACGGGCCACAGGAUAAUGGCUUACGUGGAACAAAAUUCCAUUUACGUGCGGAAGAAUAGUUUGAACAGUUCGAGUGGGGACUUGUACGGCAGCAACCUGGGCGUGUACAGCGACGGCAAGAGUUCUCCCCACGGGUCCAGCCCCUCCACGCCGAGCUAUGGCGAGAACAACUCCUUCUCCAGCUUCGGCCCGAGGGUUUCCAAUGAUUCGCAAUAUGGACAAACUGGUUACAAACUACAACAAGAGAAGAAAUACUCAUCGAACACGAUAUACGCGCAGCCGUCGCAGAUCAUAGCGGGGUACAACAACAUGGCGCGACACGACACGCUCAGCCCGCUCGCGAUGCGGCGCAACAUCGCGGCCAGGGCGCACAGCGCCGACAGACACCAUUCCGAACAGAGCGGCUUGAUCGCGAGCUUGAGCGCUAAGCUCGCGCCGCAGCUGUCGCCGCGCACCACACGUCGCGCCAUCUCCACCAUCACCACGGCCGACUCGCCGCCCAAAGGGAAAGCAUCGAAGCCCGCCAUCCAGCCGGCUUUCCUGGACAAGCUCUCGGCCACCAUACAGCAGCAGCGGCGCCAGCUGGACACGGCACGCGCCGUCGCAGUGCGAGAUCAUAUUAACACACAAGCUCAGCCGGACCCGCGGGUGUGUCACACGUCGCUCAUGGAGCAGAUCAAGCGCGGCGCGACUCUGCGCCGCAACAAGCAAUGCAACGAUCGCUCCGCGCCCAAAAUACGCUAGACGGCCGCGGCGUGCCGCAGCGGCCGCCCGGUACGCCAAAAGUGAACUAUCUUACGAGAAACCAUCAACUAAAACUUUUGAAUAUAUAUAAAAAAAUAAUCUUCAAAAUAAAAGGAUCUAUUGCAUAAUGUUUGUAUUGGUCACAAAAUUUUGGGACAUCUUAAAAUAAUCGCGGGUUUAGGACUAUAGCAUGUAACUUGAUUUUUCUGAUUAUAGUUAUAAGUGAAAGAUACAUUUAUUCGGUCCUUUUAACUAUGCUUGAAAGAUUAUUUUUUCAAUGUAUUUAGUUCUUCGACAAUGUCUGAUCACUAGAAUAAGUAAUUUGUGUAACAGGUAUAUUCGAGUCCUCCCUAUAAACGUUUCGAUAACACAUAAUCAGUAUACAUAAUCAAGAAGUACCUAGUUAUAUGAAAAUAAAACAUAUCGUUGACUUGAUACAUAGUUUUGAAAGGCAAACGUCAUGGUCGGCCAUCCAGUUAACGUCCGCCAUUUAAAGUUUAGUAACGCCCAGACGAAUUUUAAUAUAAAUAUCGAAUAUUUGUACUGUGUAAUGUUUAUAUAAUUAUAUAAUAUUAAUAGAUUAUAUUUGAACCUUUUUCAAGGACUGUAGGUAGUAAAUGAGGCUAACUAACUUAUUAUUUUUUUAAUGCGCAAGCUUGUAUUGUAAUAGUACCUAGAUAAAUACAUGUAAUAGCUGUGUUCUUGUAGAUACGCUCGUUUCUGUAUAAUAUCUAAAUAUCAUCCUAACUUUUAACGAUUACUUUUUAAAGUUUAUUUUUAUUUUAUAAUAUUUCAAGUGGUAACGAGCAGUACUGAUAUUUUGUAGUUUUAAAGAGUAAUUUAAGUGUGUUUAUAAAGAAAAUAGCUGUUUAGGGUAGCUGACAUAUCUGUUAAAAGAAGUAACUUUAAUUAAACGUCCAUAAGUCCUGUUGUCGAUUGUAUUACCUUGCUUUUUGACAACGUGAGAAUUGUGGUGAUAUUUUUUCCUAAAAAGAUAUUGUAGAACAGAGUUUCUAGUUUAUAAAACAAAAUGUUGGUUCUUUAGGUACACGCGGUUCUAAAAUAUACCUAAGGCUUAAUUUUCUUUAUGAUAACAAAACUCAAAGUAAAAUGUGACAAGGUUAUUCUUGCCCAUUCUGUUUGGGCAAGAAUAACCUUGAUAACUUUAAGCAUAGAUUCGCGUGUUUUGUUAAGUAACAUAUUGAUGAAAGCACCUAGUUUAUUUUGGUUUAGUUUAGUACUUAUACAAAAAGCAAGUCGUAAAAUCUUCACUCAGACCUCAUCUUAAUCAAUCAUAUGUCAGACAGACAUACACCGUUCGCUGUCGGUAGUCAAUUGUACAUACCUAUUGCAAAGAGAAUAGAUAGUAUAGAGGGGUCCUGUCAUAGUAAAUUUUGUAGUCACAGUAAAUUUACUGCCAUCUAUCGACACACGACUAAAACUCAAAAUGAAAACGUAUAAAAUUAUCAAAAAAUGUAUUUAUAUGGAUAAAUGAUUUUAUUAUUUUUAUAUCAUUUUGACCCAUGUUCAUUCACUGAUAUCUAUAUUCUAUGUGUUAAAAUUUUUAAAUAUGAAACGUUGUUGUCACGCCAUCUAGCUGAGCAUAGGCCAAAGGUGUGUGCGCCAUCUAUCCGAGAAUGACUUUUUCUUGAUUUCCGAGGCACGUUUUUUCCUUAGACUUCAUUCAUCUUAUACGAAGCAAAGACUCCGAUAUGUAACUCCGUAUAAGAUGAAUAAAGUCUAAGAAAAAAACGUGCCUCAGAAAUCAAGAAAAAGUCAUUCUCGGAUAGAUAGCGCACACACCUUUGGCCUAUGGUCGGCUAGAUGGCGUUCACGACACCGUUUUAUAUUUAACAAUUUUAACACAUAGGUAUCAGUGAAUGAACAUGGGUCAAAAUGAUAUAAAAAUAAUAAAAUCAUUUAUACAUAUAUAUAAUUUUUUUCGAUAGUUUUAUACGUUUUCAUUUUGAGUUUUAGUCGUGUGUCGAUAGAUGGCAGUAAAUUUACUGUGACUACAAAAUUUACUAUGACAGGACCCCUCUAUACUAUCUAUUCUCUUUGUAUGAAGUUACAUAUGUCUUUGCCUAUUGUAAUGCGAGCGCGCUGUUUAAAAAAUACGGAACGAAAUUUAAUUAUUUCUAUAAAAAAAAAUCUAGCAAAUCUAUGUUGAUAUACCAUUUUUUACUCGUACCUAAUGUCAUCGGGAAUACGUGGUUAAAGACUUUAGGGGUUGUUCACGCCCACCCUGUAUAGUAAUUAGUACAUAUUCAUUAUAUACCUAAUAAAACUACCCAAAAUACGAAAAACCCAAAAUACCAAGGCUAAUAUAUUAAGUUAACUACACAUUUCGAUGUUACCACCACAAUUCUCGCUUAUCAUGUCAACUCUGCAUCAGUGGCGUUUGCCACACUUAACGAUAAGUAAAAAAUGUAUUGAUUAAAUUGGUGAAUUAAAAUGAUUAAUGUCCCCUA